Molecule: messenger RNA, 2274 nt
Organism: Ornithodoros turicata
Lineage: Eukaryota; Metazoa; Arthropoda; Arachnida; Ixodida; Argasidae
Product: microtubule-associated serine/threonine-protein kinase 3-like
Exons: 11
Coding region: 47-1876 (609 amino acids)
Biological process (GO): peptidyl-serine phosphorylation
Molecular function (GO): protein serine/threonine kinase activity; protein binding; ATP binding
Source: RefSeq, a predicted model, not a curated record
GGCUGUAUACAAGGUGGUGCACAAGGCGAGCAAUUUGGUGUGCACGAUGAAGCUGGUGUCCAGCGGCCUAUUCACCCGACACAAACAGGCAUGCGUCGACAAGAUCGUUGCCUCCAUUAUUCGAAGUCCGUUCCUCGUUCGAUACUACUGCUGCUACGUCACAAAGGACGCAAUGGUGACGGUUAUGGAAUACAUCUGCGGCGUGGACUUGAUGAGAGUGUGCGACAAGGCUGGUUAUCUGGCCACCAAUGAGAUUCGCAUAGUAACGGCACAGCUGAUCCUCGCGGUAGAGCAUCUUCAUCUACGUGGAUUCUUCCACAGGGACAUCAAGGUAUCAAACAUGUUGAUAAUACCUGGAGGUCGGGUUAAAGUGAUCGACUUCGACACAAAUAAAGAAUGUAUUGGACACUUUUCCAGAAGGUGCAUGAAAGGAUAUUUCUUGAAAACGGCCUUCGAGUACAACGACGGCGAAUGUGCGGGAACAGUGCCUUACAUGGCACCGGAAAUCCUGAAGAGGAGACCAUACGGACGGGCUUGCGACUGGUGGUCCGUUGGGUGUACUUUCUUCAAGAUGAUGACGGGUCACGUGCCCUUUCGAGGCGACACCAAGGAAGACUUGCGGUCCAAGAUCAUGAACGCGCCUCUUAAGUGGCCACCAGUUGACCAGCAUCCACUGUCUGCCACACCAGAAGCAAAAGACAUGGCGUUCAAGAUGCUGAAGAAGAACCCGGUCGAGCGUCUGGGUUCCAACCACUACGCUGACAUUAAGAACCACCCGUUCUUCGCCCGAUUCAACUGGAAAAGGCUUUCAGCGACACGAGACCUCUGUGAGAUCCCGGCCAUCCAGGAGAUUAUGGGUGGCGAUAAAACCAAGAAGGCGUUGGAACAGCAUCUGACUGUUGAAGCUUCGACCUCUGCCAAGAAGAAGCAAUUGCUGAAGGUGGAAAACAUGGUCGACGUGGACGCUCAGAGCCAGCUACCUCUCUACACCUACAUGUCUCCAAGCUUCAAGAAGCUCGUGACUGAGUGUAAGAAAGGUCCAAUGAAGGUCAACCCGUCGUACAUGAAGACAGCCAGCGGUGACUCAGAAGAAAUGGAUUACCGAAAAGCGUCAGACACAGAUGUUGCUGUUGGUAUCAGCCUUUAUGCAAAGCCAUCUGAAACAACGGACAAGUCCCCGAUUGCCAAGGAAAAGAUUGACGUGAUGCUCUUCAGAGAGAGGACCAUGGGAAAGUUCUGGGGCUUCGGCGUCACACUAUGUAAAGUCCUCGGGGAACAGUCCAAGCCGUUUUUCUUGGUUGAGAAAGUUAAACGAGGCAGCCCAGCGGAGGCGUCCCACGUUCUGGAGGGCGACGUUGUCGUGGCCGUGAACGGCAGGGACGUCAGUGCCAUGUCCUUGCCGCAGGUGAAGGGCUUGAUCGAGGGUUCUGACGACCAGGUGGUGUUGACUGUCUUAUCGUCGAGUGCCUUCCGACUGCUCGAGUCUCGAAGAGAUAUGGACGAGAUUUUGAGGACAGUCGAUAAGCAGACCCUCACACUCCGAGCCAUUGCGUCCACAUGCGGCGGGGCUGGCAACUAUGGAUUCAAGACCUUCGAGGCGAAGGCGUGGAACGAAAGGCGGAAGGCGCUCGUCCAUUGCCACGUUAUCAACAAGAUUGAAGGAGCGCAGGUCCUGACUGCAGGAAAAGCAAUCUACCAGGGCGACAUCUUGACCAUGGUGGACGGACAGCCGGUGGACAAUCUGGAUGCGUACGGCGUGAAGGCAGCCCUCGCCAGUGGAAAUAAGCCUGAAAUGUCCAUAACGGUCGCUGCCAUCUCACCCUUGCGUAUCAAGCGUCCUUCCUUCACAAGAUUACACGAGACUCUUCGCAUGUAGCUGGCCACUAUGGUAUUGGCAGUGUUAUUGUUCGUCUACGGAUUAUGUGUUACUUGAGCAGUGAAUGACGUAGUAUAACACUAAAUUAUAGUAAACUUGACACUAUAUACUAAAUGACAUUCGUCACUCGAUUGUGGGUUUCGGCUCUUGAAAGGUGCGGUAGCUCACCUUUAUUACCUGGCUCUUAAGCCAGUGACCUUCGGGAAAUAAGCUUUAAUCGGAUAAUAGGGAUGAUAGAGAUGAGGAUAAUAGAGAUGGCAGUGUGUAGGAACAGCUCAUUUGUAUAAUGUGUUAUUGAUAUAGCCCCGUUUUGAGGAUAAAUCCGACUGAAUGAAGAAAUGGGGAUAGCAAUGAUAGGCUAGUUCGUGAUCACCAAUAAAAAAUUCAUUACUGUCUCA